AUGUCCUGCACCGCAGGCCCUGGGAAUUGCCCUCCGAAAUGGCGUUCCCUGGUAGCAAAAUUUAGUCGCACUGGCCGCUGCAGUUCUUCCCUCUCUGCUGUUGCCAUAACUGUAAGAAAAAAGAAACAUCGACUGGUUGUUUGCGCUACUCCUGCAACCACGAUCAACGUCCCAACGCACACGCAAAUGGAUGGUACUUCGGGUUGGUGCCCGUACAGCGUUACGCGAAGAGUUUUCGCAGAGAUAUUCGACCCUGUAAUAAAGGACCGACACAACGGGUAUGAUGUUGAUGAUUUUCAUACCACCGACCUGGACUACAGAAAGAUUCGUGGAGGAAUAUUUGAUCCAAAGUACGUGUUGUCAUCGCGAGUGCGCACCGGUCGUAGCAUACGCGGAUUUGCGUUGCCAACGAAAUGCAACCGAGCAGAACGUCGCGAAGUUGAAAAGAUUGUCAUCAACGCUCUUGGAAGUCUGCAGGGCGACCUGAAAGGCAAAUAUUAUCCUCUGAAAGGCAUGACUGAGAGCGAGCAGCAACAACUGAUCGACGAUCAUUUUCUAUUUGAUAAACCUGUAUCGCCUUUGCUUACGUCAGCUGGAAUGGCACGUGACUGGCCAGAUGCUCGUGGAAUCUGGCACAACUUCAAUAAAAACUUCCUCGUUUGGAUCAACGAAGAAGAUCAUACGCGUGUGAUCUCUAUGGAAAAAGGUGGAAACAUUCGGUCAGUGUUCGAACGAUUCUGUCGAGGGUUGCAAUUGGUUGAAAAGAAGGUGAAAGAGCAGGGCAGUGAUUUCAUGUGGAAUCAGCAUUUGGGAUACAUUCUUACGUGUCCAUCGAACCUCGGAACAGGAUUACGCGCAGGUGUUCACAUAAAGCUGCCGAACGUUUGCAAGGAUAAGAGAUUUGACGCCAUCUUGAAGAAACUCCGCCUACAGAAACGUGGCACUGGAGGUGUUGACACCGCCUCUACCGACGGCACAUUCGACAUCUCCAAUCUAGAUCGUCUCGGAAGAUCAGAGGUGGAGCUUGUUCAAACCGUUAUCGAUGGCGUUGACUGUCUCAUCAAGAUGGAGAAACAAUUAGAGCAGAACAAGUCCAUCACCCACAUGAUUCCCGCCUGAGCUAGCAUUCUCUCCGUUCCUUUUAUACCGUCGACAAAAUAAAUAAAGUGUACUUUUAUAGACGAAUUUUAUAAAUAAUUAUUGGAAUGUUCAAAGUCGAACUAAUUUAUUAUCAGGAUGAUAUUGUACAAUAGUGAAUUCUGAUGUAGAAUAAAGCUG
Molecule: messenger RNA, 1278 nt
Organism: Anneissia japonica
Lineage: Eukaryota; Metazoa; Echinodermata; Crinoidea; Comatulida; Comatulidae
Product: creatine kinase U-type, mitochondrial-like
Exons: 7
Coding region: 1-1119 (372 amino acids)
Biological process (GO): phosphocreatine biosynthetic process
Cellular component (GO): mitochondrion
Molecular function (GO): creatine kinase activity
Source: RefSeq, a predicted model, not a curated record